AAUUUAAAAGGAAAAAACUUUGUGGAUUGGGUGAUGGGAGCAAGUAGGGUAAAAUUGUAAUUUAAGGAGGGUCAGUCCUUGUCCUCCUAAACUGGCACAGUGUGGAGGUAGUUUAGCUUUGGUGUAUCCUCUGGGUGGUUUUGUUUAUAUAGGAGAGGUUUUAACGACACCAAUUAAUCCUUCUAGUAUGCCAUUCUCUUGCUUUCUCUAUAAUAUCAAAUUUCAUUGGUUUCUAUUUGUUUGAUGGGAUUUUCUUUCCGGGAAAAUACAUGGGAAAGUUGUCUUUCAAGGAUUCUCUCAAGGCCCUCGAAGCUGAUAUCCAGCACGCCAAUACUCUUGCUCUAGAUUAUCCAAGGGAGAUUGAUGGUGCUCGUCUUCAGAUGAGAUUAUCCCACAGUCCAGCAGCUCAAUUUCUUCUUUUUCUUGUUCAAUGGGCUGAUUGUCAUCUUGCUGGUGCCCUCGGUUUGCUUAGAAUUCUUGUGUAUGUGACAUAUGCUGAUGGCAAGACAACUAUGUCUGUUUAUGAAAGGAAAGCUAGCAUUAGAGAAUUUUAUGCUGUGAUUUUUCCUUCUCUGUUGCAACUUCAAAGAGGAAUCACUGAUUUGGAAGACAAGAAACAAAAAGAGGUUUGCAAUACCAGGUAUAGGAGAAAGGAUGAAUUGGAGAGGGGCAAACUCUCUCAAAUUGAUUUUGAAAGAGAAGAGGAAUGUGGAAUUUGCAUGGAGAUGAACAGCAAGGUUGUAUUACCCGAUUGCAUUCAUUCUUUGUGUUUGAAAUGCUAUCAGGAUUGGCGUGAGCGGUCUCAAUCGUGUCCCUUUUGCAGAGGUAGUCUUAAAAGGGUCAAUUCUGGUGAUCUCUGGAUCUAUACAGAUAAAUCUGAUACUGUUGAUUUAUCCUUAAUUUCAAGAGAGAAUUGCAAGAGGCUUUUUAUGUACAUCGAUAAAUUGCCUCUCAUUGUUCCAGAUCGUGUAAUUGUUCCUUAUGAUUGUCAUGUUAGGUGAGGGUUUCUAUUCAGAAACUCAGAAUCUUGAGUAUGAUAAUCACAGCUGUAUAUAUUUAAGAGAAAGCUUGAAAAUGUAAAUGCUUUUUUGAUUAUGGAUGAUUGGGCUCAAAGCUAGAGGUUUUAAAAAAUGAACUCAGGUUUUGCUUGGAAA
This is a messenger RNA of Hevea brasiliensis (rubber tree), 1154 nucleotides long. Its product is annotated as E3 ubiquitin-protein ligase AIRP2. The record is from RefSeq and is a predicted model, not a curated record. Bases 270 to 1001 code for a protein of 243 amino acids. Gene Ontology annotation, molecular function: ubiquitin protein ligase activity. Gene Ontology annotation, biological process: protein ubiquitination. NCBI's taxonomy places the organism in Eukaryota, Viridiplantae, Streptophyta, Magnoliopsida, Malpighiales, Euphorbiaceae. The transcript is spliced from 5 exons.